GAUACAAGUCUCAUAUCGUCGCUAUUCACAUAUUGUAUAUCACCCAUACGUGCAUGUCCACGUGUCUAGAUUCAUCUAGCAGGUGAUCUCCCCUCAAACUACUCCUCUCCUCGAGCCUCAACUUUCCCAUCUAAAGAACUUCCUGAAUCACCAUAUUACGCCAGUCUUCAACCGACUUCUCCAUCCCCAUCGAAUCUUACGGACGCUGGCGCAGUUCCACUACCUUUCAUCUCGGUCUGCUUGGGCUCCCUUUGGACAAACAUCCUGAACAUUCUACACUUCCGCACCUAUUCAAUAUGUUACUCAGACUGUCAAUCACGGUCUGCUACCUUGUUACAACCGCUAUCUCAUCACCAAUCCAAAUUAGAAUAAAACAUCAAACAUCGCUUGUAGAUCUAGGAUAUGCUCAAUAUCAAGGUACCCUAUUAAGCUCAGGAAUCACUCAAUACCUAGGAAUGCGAUAUGCAUCUCCUCCUGUUGAUGAUUUAAGAUUCCGCGCUCCUCAGCCACCUCAAAGCUUGAAUGGUGUUCAAAACGCUCAAACGUUUGGACCGAUUUGUCUCGCUACAAAUAAUGGUCCCACCUCCUCACAAUCGGAGGAUUGUCUUUUCGUUAAUGUGUGGGCACCGAGUACUGCUACACCGGCCUCCAAACUUCCAGUAUGGGUUUUUAUACAAGGAGGUGGAUAUAUCUCUAAUUCCAAUGCCAACUUUAAUGGCUCGACAGUAGUCAACACAUCGAAUAAUGAGAUUGUCUUUGUCAAUUUUAACUAUAGAGUUGGAUCAUUUGGAUUUUUGACAAGCGAGAAAGUGAGAGAGAAUGGUGAUUUAAAUGUCGGACUUCUUGAUCAACGAUUUUUGCUACAUUGGGUUCGAGAUCAUAUUGCUCAGUUUGGUGGUAAUCCGGAUCAUGUGGUAAUUCAUGGAGAUUCUGCCGGUGGUGGUUCUGUCGCGCUUCAUCUUACUGCGUAUGGAGGCAGAAAUGAUAACCUCUUCAUCGGUGCAAUUGGCGAAUCCCCUUUCUUUCCCACACAACCCCUCGUACCAGAAUUAGAAUGGCAAUUUGAUCGUUACGCGAAUUCCGCUGGUUGCGGAUCAGCAGAUGAUGCACUAGCGUGCUUAAGAACUCAGAGUACAGCGGUUCUUCAAGCGGCUAAUGUUGCGUCUCCAUAUCCUGGACAGAGUGGAAGUCCGAUAUUUUAUUGGACGCCAGCUAUUGAUGGGGAUUUCAUAAGAGAUUAUCCCUAUGUUCUUUUUGAAAAGGGGUUGUCUGUUGAUUUGCCCAUUAUGUUUGGAGACGUGACAAAUGAAGGUUCAGUCUUCGCCCCAAAUGCCGCUUCACCAAACGACAUAUCCACCUUCUUCAAAAACAACUAUCCCGGUCUCACCUCCGCAGAUCUCGACUCCAUCAACACACAAUACCCCCUCACCACGCCCCUCCCAAAUCACAACGCAUAUUUCCCCUCCGCCUCCGCAGCCUAUGGCGAAACAACCUUUGUCUGUCCCGCCCUCUUCAUCUCCACCCACCUCGCCACCUUCAACUCCGCAACCCAAGUCUGGUUCUACCGCUACAACGUCCAAGACGCCGAAAACAUCUCCAACGGUCUCGGCGUCCCACACGUCUUCGAACUCCCCGCCAUUUUCGGACCCGGGAAUACGCAGACCGGAGAUGGAGGCAGUUAUCUGAGUUACAAUCGACAGGUUGUGGAGGUCACGAUGAAGUAUUGGAUUGGGUUUGUGAGGGAGCUGGAUCCAAAUCGGGGGAAGGAGGAGGGGGCGCCGCAUUGGGAAAAUUUGGGCAAGGCGAGUGCAGCCGGGGGGAAGCUGAGGAGGAUGAAGAUCGAAACUAAUGUAACUGCGAUGGAGGAGAUUGACGGGGGGUUGGUUGCGAGGUGUAAUUUUUGGAGGGGGUUGGCGGGGAGGAUGGAACAGUAGUCUGAUAUGGGGUUUGGGGUUGAAUUUUUGAUCAUUUCACAUAGGCAUUGGGGUAUUGGGGCAGAGAGAUGAUUUAACGAUGACUUUACAAUGGGUUUCGGUAUUCGGAUGGGUUUGAUUGCUCAUCUCAUCUCAUCUGAUUCAGAGAUGGAAUGAGGAACGCUAGUGCUACAUGGAAAUAGGAUUAGGAAUUCGGUGGUUUUUACACGGACGUUGCGUUGGAUUGGAGUUCUUUCGUGAAUUAGGAAUAUCGCCACA
Botrytis cinerea B05.10 is the source of this 2192-nucleotide messenger RNA. RefSeq lists its product as hypothetical. Lineage: Eukaryota; Fungi; Ascomycota; Leotiomycetes; Helotiales; Sclerotiniaceae. The record is from RefSeq and is a predicted model, not a curated record. The coding region runs from base 297 to 1934 and encodes 545 amino acids. The transcript is spliced from 5 exons. Gene Ontology annotation, molecular function: carboxylic ester hydrolase activity.